AAUACCUUAUAUCUUCUUUUCCAGAUGCAGUUCUUCAUCCUUUAUUAUGGAGAGAGUGAAGAGCAGUUUUGCGACAAGUUCAACAGGAGAAAGAAUCUUAAAUGUGACAGAAUCUCUGCAACUCAUGACUGACAUGAACAUGAUCUCAGUGUUUGGUGACCUGGCAAGAAAUCAAGGCGUUGCACUUGGUCCAAGGGCAGAAUUUGAUUCUGUGUCACAGAGCGCGUACAGCAGAGAUAUUCCUGAUGCCGAUCUAACUUCACUCGCUUCUGCUGCCCCAAAACAUCUGUGUACCCAAGAAAAGGUUCGGUUCAUGGAGCUCGCAGUGGCCUCACUACCUACACAGUCUCGGACACAAAGCUGCUUUGAUGCUGUCAACAAACAGACAACCCCCACAGAUUAUCAAGCGGGUGAAGCACAAGUGCAACCAGUUUGGUCGAACCCUAGAUUCGUAACACAGAAGGACAAAGAAGCUACUUAUACUUUGAUUGACAUAUAUGGUAGUUCUGAAAUUAGAAAGUUGAUUGGAGAUAAGAAAACCAAGUCAAAAUAUGUUUUUGAAUUAAUAGCGCAACAGAUGGAGGAGAAAGGAUUCUUGAUUUCAGACAGGGCUGAAAAGGCUUGGGAACGAUGUGCCCAAAAAUGGAGAAACUUGGAGAGAUCGUUUAAAGACUAUAGUAUAUUUUCCAUCAAAACAAGACAGGAGCAGGAAAGAAGAAGAAGCCAGAUUUUUUCGAUGAAUUGUAUUCCAUCAUUGGACAGAAACACACUGUAAGUCCUGUGGCACUUAGUGACACAUCUGUACCUGCUGACACAUCUGAACAGAUGAACUUUGACAUCACAUCAAACAGCUCAUCACCUUUGAGAAAAGCUGUCACAAAUGAUAAUCAGGUCAAGGAUGCUGACUGCCAAGAAGCACCAUCAACAGGAAAAGCUAAAGCAAAGAAGAGGAAGCUGACAGUUGUUACAGAGCUGCUUCAUCAGUAUAGAAAGGAGGAUCUCCAACUAGAAAUGGAAAGGGAACAGAAAGAACAGGUUCGAUUUGAUGAGCUGAAAACACUUUUGGUAGGUCAGCAUCAGGAUCGCAUGAAAGCCAUGUAUGCACUUAUUGAUGCCUUGAAAAAUAAAACAUAAAACAUGAUAUGUCAACAUUCUUGGAUGUUAAAUGUGCUCUCAUCCUCCAAUUAUUUGCACUGUUAAAUAACCUUGAUGUUAAUGACCAUGGUUACCUGAUCAUGCUGAUUGCAUCACAUGUCGUUUUCUUCAGGAUACCCCAAUAUGUGAAUUACUUAUAACAACAAAGAAAAUAUUCACAUGUUUAUUACAGAAAACAUGGGAAGUUUUCACAGAACACUUUGUUCACAAUGCUUUACACAGCUGAACUAUUCGUGACUGUUGUGAAUGACAUGUAAGGCUGGUAUUAAAUAUGUCAGACAUUUUGCUGCUAAUAAUAUGCCUGUUCAUUAUCUUUCAGAAAUGUUUUGAUUGUAACUUUAACCAAUGAACCCAAUAUUUUGACAGGGAUAUCCGAUACAAACAUAUUCAAAAUAACAUGCCAGUUAUAUAAUUUUUGGUCUUUAUUGAACAUGGUUUACAUUGUGCAUGUAAUUAUGGUAAGCAACUGGUCAGUUUAUAGCUUAAUUUAAGGCUGUUCUCAAUUUAGCAUGCUGUGUCAUGCUGUACUCAACCUGUCAAUUUAGCAUGAAGUAUCAUGCUAUACUCAAUCUGUCAAUUUAGCAUGCUGUGUCAUGCUGUACUUAACCUGUCAAGUUAGCAUGCUGUGUCAUGCUGUACUUAACCUGUCAAGUUAGCAUGCUGUGUCAUGCUGUACUUAACCUGUCAAUUAAGCAUGAAGUAUCAUGCUCAAUCCAACCUGUCAAUUCAAUUCAUGUUGUUAAACUGACUAUUGACCAUUUGUACAAAAUACUUUUGUAUCAUACACUAUAGUUUGAAUAUAAUAUAAGAACAGACUACAUGUAUGUUUAAAUUGUUAUUUCCAUGGUUAUCAGUAAUGUGUCAUAGGUUUCAUAAGUUCAUAGUUUUGAUAAAGUUUGGAAGUUAUUCACUGUUGAGAGUAAUUUUUUUUGAAAUAUACUCCCGAGUUUAGAAAAUGUUCCCCCUGAAAUAUGUGGUGAGUCAUCAUGACUCCCAUUUCUAUCAGGCUGUUUUAAGCCAUGUAUGUGUUAGUAACCAGAUCUGUAUUCUGAUAUGGACUACAGCUGAAAUGGCAUAUGAAAUGCCAAUUAACCACUUUGUUGACUGUUACACCUGAUGAGAGUGGUUAUGAUUAUAAGGAAUUGGCAAUUGCAUCACGCUUCAGUGAGCCAGCAGUACUGCUGGUAUUGCCAGUGGGUUGAGGAGUAGCUACAUGGUAGCUGUCAUCAGACUCUACACUGUCUGGAACAUCAUCAUCAUGGUACUUGCAGAAGUUGUGUAGGACACAUGCAGACAUGAUUGUGCAGGGAAUGUUUUCAAUUUUGGAAUCAAUAUACUUUAACCUACAAAACCUGUUUUUCAAAUGACCAAAAGCAAUUUCAAAUUACAAUUCUUGUUUGAGACUGUUUCCUGUUAUAUUUCAAAUGAACCAUCUUCAAAUUACCAUGGUCCUUGUAUGGAACCAUCAGCCAUUUCUUUAGGGCAUAUGCAGAAUCCCCUACCAAAUGAUACUUUUCACCAGGAAAGUGCUGAGCCACAUUACUUUGAAUAGAUUGAGACAGGUUAGAAUGGCUGAAAACACGCGCAUCAUGGGCUGAUCCAGGUACUCCUGAAACAAACAGACACAUGGUCAUAGAUUGUUAACAUAAUUUUGUUAUUUGUUCAUUGUAACUUAGGUUGAAAUACAAUUGUGAUUGAAUACAAAA
This is a messenger RNA of Haliotis rufescens (red abalone), 2861 nucleotides long. RefSeq lists its product as uncharacterized. The transcript is spliced from 4 exons. The record is from RefSeq and is a predicted model, not a curated record. Lineage: Eukaryota; Metazoa; Mollusca; Gastropoda; Lepetellida; Haliotidae. Bases 47 to 775 code for a protein of 242 amino acids.